AGCUGCUAGGCUACCGCGCUGGGCCUGAUACCCCAUUUCUGAGCCUGCUGUCCUGCUUGUCUUUGCAGCAAGCGUGAGUCAUGGAGCUGCGUGUGGGGAACAAGUACCGCCUGGGCCGGAAGAUUGGGAGCGGCUCCUUUGGCGACAUCUACCUGGGUGCCAACAUCGCCUCCGGUGAGGAGGUAGCCAUUAAGCUGGAGUGUGUGAAGACGAAGCACCCACAGCUGCAUAUCGAGAGCAAGUUCUACAAGAUGAUGCAGGGUGGAGUGGGGAUCCCGUCCAUCAAGUGGUGUGGGGCCGAGGGCGACUACAACGUCAUGGUCAUGGAACUGCUGGGGCCCAGCCUCGAGGACCUCUUCAACUUCUGCUCCCGCAAGUUCAGCCUCAAGACGGUGCUGCUCCUGGCCGACCAGAUGAUCAGCCGCAUCGAGUACAUUCACUCCAAGAACUUCAUCCACCGGGAUGUCAAGCCUGACAACUUCCUCAUGGGGCUAGGGAAGAAGGGCAACCUGGUCUACAUCAUUGACUUUGGUCUGGCCAAGAAGUACCGGGACGCCCGCACCCACCAGCACAUCCCCUACCGGGAAAACAAGAACCUGACUGGCACUGCCCGCUAUGCCUCCAUCAACACCCACCUGGGCAUUGAGCAAAGCCGUCGAGAUGACCUGGAGAGCCUGGGCUACGUGCUCAUGUACUUCAACCUGGGCUCCCUGCCCUGGCAGGGCCUCAAGGCAGCCACCAAGCGCCAGAAGUACGAGCGGAUCAGCGAGAAGAAGAUGUCCACGCCCAUUGAGGUCCUCUGCAAAGGCUACCCCUCCGAGUUCUCAACAUACCUCAACUUCUGCCGCUCGCUGCGGUUUGACGACAAGCCUGACUACUCCUACCUGCGCCAGCUCUUCCGCAACCUCUUCCACCGACAGGGCUUCUCCUAUGACUACGUCUUCGACUGGAACAUGCUCAAAUUCAUGCUGUCCCCUUCAUGCCAGCCCCCCGCCCUUCCCUGUGGACGGCCCCAAGACCAACUAGGGUGCAGCCCGGAACCCCGAGGACGUGGACCGGGAGCGGCGAGAACACGAGCGCGAGGAGCGGAUGGGGCAGCUACGGGGCUCUGCCACCCGGGCCCUGCCCCCUGGCCCACCUACCGGGGCCGCGGCCAGCCGGCUCCGCAGUGCCGCCGAGCCUGCGGCUUCUACCCCAGCCUCCCGAAUCCAGCAAGCUGGCAAUACCUCUCCCAGAGCGAUCUCACGGGUGGACCGGGAGAGGAAGGUGAGCCUGAGGCUGCACCGGGGUGCACCCGCCAACGUCUCUUCUUCAGACCUCACUGGGCGGCAAGAGGUGUCCCGGAUUUCAGCCUCACAGACAAGCGUGCCAUUUGACCACCUCGGGAAGUGAGGAGAGCUGCCCUUGGACCAGUGUUUGCUUAGUGUCUUCACUGUAUUUUCUUUUAAAAAGCAAUGAAAAAGGUGGAGGAAAAAAAACCACUCUGAGAACAGAAAGGAAAAAACAACCCAGCACAAAACUGAUGAUGGAUUUUGCUUGUUACUUUUGUCAACGGCAAGAAGACGGGCCACCCUCUGCACCAAGGAUGCCUGUCCCCUUGCAGUGCCCGUUGCCCCAACUUCAGGCUGCCAAGUGCUCCCCCAGGACACAGAGCCAGCCACCUCUUCCUGCCACCCCCUGCACCGGCUGUGGGCAGGUGAUGGUGGUGGUGGUGUAGGUGGUGUAGUGAGUAGCUCGACCACCCAGAGGCGAGGCCCACCAGGAUGGCAGAGGUGGACAUUGCCCACCGCUGUGAAAGUGGCCAGAUUUCCUGUGCUGGGCUAUCCCAGCAUCUUAAGCGCUCGGGUCCCCGCCCUGUCUCUUCUCCGUGAAGACCCUGCGUUGGGGGAAAGGUGGCCCCGACUCCCUGUGCACACGUGCGUGUACGUGUCAGGCCUGUAACUCCCAGCACGACAGGGCCCCCCCUGCCAGGCCCAGUCUGUGUCCUCCCAUGUCCAGGAAAAGGGGAUGGGCAGUGGCCUCUGGAUCCCUCAGGGCACAGGGGUCCUGCCAUCCCCACCUACACCCCACCAGCAGCCUGUGGGAGCCCCAUCUUCCACUCCUGGGCAUAGGGCAGCUUAUGGGGCCCACUGCUCCCAGGCGCCUGGCUCUGAGUGGUAGGUGACUGCUGGGUCCCAGGGUGAGCCAAGCAGGAGCCCUGCCUGGGUCAGGGCUGGGCGUUGGAUUUAUGCAUUCUUCCUGGUUAACACCUGUUUUUUUUGUUUGUUUGUUUUCUCUGUGUAUUUCCUGUUUCCUAAUUUAUUUACCUUUGUUUCCGUUUUCCUUUUUUUUUUUUAUUGAUUAAAGAAGCAAAGCUUUUUAUUACUUUGUAAUUUAAAAAACUGAAAAAAAAAUACUGAAGAACUUCGGGGGGAAUUUUGUACUUUUUUCCUGUGUAAAUAUUGGACUUUUUUGAGCUUUAUUGUGGUUGUUACUUUGAAGUAAUAAAGUAGAAAAGGAUCAAGUCA
Ochotona princeps (American pika) is the source of this 2507-nucleotide messenger RNA. It is a transcript of the gene CSNK1E, whose product is annotated as casein kinase 1 epsilon. The record is from RefSeq and is a predicted model, not a curated record. Gene Ontology annotation, molecular function: protein serine/threonine kinase activity; ATP binding. Gene Ontology annotation, cellular component: cytoplasm; nucleus. NCBI's taxonomy places the organism in Eukaryota, Metazoa, Chordata, Mammalia, Lagomorpha, Ochotonidae. Gene Ontology annotation, biological process: signal transduction; peptidyl-serine phosphorylation; endocytosis. The transcript is spliced from 11 exons. The coding region runs from base 81 to 1376 and encodes 431 amino acids.